AUGCUGCUGUUGAACGUACGCCUGAUACUCUUCGUGAUACUAAUACUUAUUGAGCUAAUCAGCGUCCUUCUAAUGCUUCUCCUGCUGGUAGUGGUAAUGAUGGCUCUGUUAAUCCUGCUGAACCUCCUUCACCUAUUGCUGCUGUUCCUCCUGUUGCUGCUGGUGCUGGGGAAGGGAGUAAUGGUUCGUCUCCAUCUGGAGGUCCAACCGGAGCCAACGUCAACAAUCCAGCAGGUGAAGGUGCAGUCAACGCGGAGAGUACAGCAGCAGCACAACCCACUUCUCCUUCUCCCGAAUCUUCAG
Molecule: messenger RNA, 303 nt
Organism: Trypanosoma theileri
Lineage: Eukaryota; Euglenozoa; Kinetoplastea; Trypanosomatida; Trypanosomatidae
Exons: 1
Source: RefSeq, a predicted model, not a curated record